Messenger RNA from Amoebophrya sp. A25, 6567 nucleotides. Lineage: Eukaryota; Dinophyceae; Syndiniales; Amoebophryaceae. The record is from the annotation of a GenBank genome assembly.
GUUUCAGGCUCAGCGAGUUCCUCUGUUUAGAGAAGUAUCAAGUCUUUGGUCUUCCUUGGUUCAUCAACACUAUUGAUGGGCUGUUGUACCCCAACGACCUGGUUACUUACAGAGGAAGAAGCGCACAAUCAUGAUGAUGAAGAGUCUGAGUUCUCUCGUGCCUUGGUUUACUGUUGUGGUGUUCGAAGUGAGUGUGACGCGCGCGGGUGGCACACGUUUACGCGCACACUACGACCAAGGAGGAGAAGGAGCCUUGACAUCUUCGAGAUCCUCAACACGUUCUGCAGUAGAAGCUUCAGCAUCUUCGAGAACAUCAACGCGUCAUCAUGCUGGUUCAGAACGUGUGGCUCGAGGAACCCCAGCACCUCCUCCAACUCCAUCGGACUGGAAUAGUACAACUCGACGCGCAGUGAUUGAGGGACAGCUCGAUAGUACCCGCAGAGCAGCAGUUGGUUUAGCUUCAGGUAAUGGCAAUACCCCAGGUACUAGUGGUAGGAGAGGUGGACCGCAUGGGAAUACUGCUCGAGCAGGCUAUCCCAGUGUGCCGAUGCCUUUAUCGUCGGCUAGGAGUGGGUACUACGGAGGAGGGGAAACGACGUCUCGAGGACAGAUAUUAAGGCUUUUGCAACACCAUCAACACCAUGUUCUUCCUCAGACGCAUGUCUCUCUGACUCGCUUUCGAUGAGUAGAGGUCAAAGAUGCUCUCCAAGAUGAAGAAAGGGAAGGUCUAAAGAUAGCUAACAACGGAGCCCGCACUCAUGGCAGUGGAGAUGGAGGACAGACUGCAACAACUUCUCCUGGUAUUAGAGAUUUCAAUUUCGAAAAUGGAUAGAUACGAGGAAAAGCAGGGAAACGACCUACCAUUUUUCAGUCAUUUCGUUCCAAGAUGUUUCCAACUAUUAAUCAUGUGUACAACUUCUAAAAAUGCAGCAGGUCUCUCCAAUAGUGAUCCGUCUGCUAGUGCGGAUACCACAACCGUCACACAUACUACAACCGUCACACCAGGUGCAGUGACUCCAGUGAGCGCAGUCUCAUCUCAAUCACAUGGUACGCGAAGUAGAUACCCAGUUUCCUCGGGUCCGGAGUUUCGACCUUUCUAUCCAAAUAACGCUGGAGGCCACGGAUUAGGAAGUGAAUUAUCUCCUCGGCAAGCAGGGUCCUCAGCUCAAGGUCAAGGCUCUACGGCUUCAAAUCCAGGUCAAGGAAGUCAAGCAGGCUCAUCAGGAGGUCGUCAAUCAGGUGCCUCACACCAAGCGCCGGUUGCACCCGCGGGUCAAGUUGCUGCUGUGCCUUCAGGGCCGGCUGCCACUUCCGAACAUCAAGCGGCAGUUGGACAAGCAGUGGCGCAGCAGCAGCAGGCACCCUCCUUGCAGGAGGUCGUGCCACAACUCUUCACUCGUAGACAUAGACAGAGGCGACGUACGGUGGAUGAAGUUCUCAGCCAGCGUGUUUCCAGCGAGGCUUUACGUGCACUGAUUCGGAGAGCUUUGUCGGAGCUGGAGCAAAACUUGAACGUCGGAACAGCGAUGCAUUAUGUUGAGAAGUCUUCAUGACUCGAGUAUUUAGUGUUAGAAGCACUCCGCCUCCUUCCGUCCGUUUUGUUUUUUCCUAGUUAGGCUGGCUCGGCCACCAUAUUAGGUUGAUUUCCCUCGUCCGAGUCCUAGUUUCAACGAACUAGGAGCAUCAUGUAAAUUGACUGAUUUUCAUCUUUAGUGUUGAUCAAGAUCAUUUCUAUACCGACUUUCCAAGAACUGUGGUUGCUAAUGUAAAUUUAUAGAAAGUCGGCGCAUGAUAGGCUCUCCAUAGGAGGUACCUUUACACUGAAUGGCCUCAUAGGUAGACGCGAAAUGCUACAAAAGAGGUACCAUGGCAUGACGUAAGUAGUAUGAACAGAUUUUCUAUUCAGCCUUCAUAGAUGAGGCCGGACCGCUACUCCGGCAGUGUGGCGGAAUAGUCGUUUUCUAUGCAACAUGCUGGUCGAUUUGGUCGAGUUUCAUGGUGGCGGAGCCGGGUUGACACAUGGUGCCCUAGUUGCGUGGGCUGCGGCGAUAUUGGUUAAGAGCGGGAUCACUUUGUGAGACACUUAUAUUAAGUGAAGAAGGCGAAGUACGAGUAGAAUCUUAAUACACAAGGAAGUUUUUUACUACAUCAGACAGCUGCAGCAUGUGCAUGAUUACAGAUAUUUUUUGUUUUCCUUACACUCACAUCGAACAUCUUCAUGAUCUUCUAUCAGUAUUAGUCUCCGUCUAGUUCGAUCAGUCUCCUUGUCCUAGUUUUCUACUUCAAAAGGUCAGCCUCCGUCUAGUAGUCUUCUAAAUCACGAGAUAACUCUCCUUCUAACUCCCAGGGACAGGCAUCGUUAGAGCCACUUGGAGAGCCUGUUCGCUUGAGGCUCAUGCCUGAGGACGCUCUACGGAAGAUAGACAAUGGCGGUUUCUGUUGCGUAUGCCAAAACAAAUUGCUCGAAGAGUCUGAGGGAGAGGAUGAAGGAGAUGACGAAGAAAGGCAAGCGCAAGAUGCAGGCGGUGCUGAUGAAGAAAGGCUGCAAGAUACAACAGGUGCCGCUGAUGUACAAGGUUUAGGUGCUGAUGUACAAGAUACAACAGCGGCUGCCAGAGACGAUGACUCCUCAUCUUCCUCUUUCGAUGUAGUAAUUUUGGGCAGACCAUUCGUCAACUGCAUUGAAUCGCGAAGUCAGAGUCACGAAAGCACGGGGGCGAAAACUGUGGAGUAUCGAAAUAACCAGGUAGGUGCACAACUAGAACGAAAGGAAAAGAAGCCUGAAACAAGGAAAAAGAAGCCGCAUGCUUUGCGCGCGAUUGAGACGGCAGUACAGCUAUGGGCUAUUAGAACUAAAUGCAAUAUUAAUCUUAGGUUAUCUUCAAUUCCAAAUCUAACUUUCCCCUUUUCAUCCUCUUCUCCCCCUUGUCUUGUACCCAAAGUUUUUGUAUCCUCUAAUGUUCCUAAUCACCUAUGCAGUAGCUUUUUCUCCUAGUAUAUUUAAGCCGUCUUAUCCCGCCUGCUCUAAUGUCUCUGACCAAUUGUGCCUGCUUGGGGAGUAAUAAGCCCUGUUAUCACCUGUCUUGCUGGGAGCAGCUAAUGCAGAACACAGCUGGAGGAGGGCAGUGUUCGUUUUGCCGUAAAAAGUUCGGGUUGGGAGAAAUUCAAUGGGAGGAUUUCUUAAGGCUCGUCAUGAUUCAUCUCCACUGAGUUUUUGUAAGUAUCUCAUUUUUCUCAGUUUUCUUCUCGGACUCUGAGAAUACGAUCAUGAAACGUGAAUAUUUUCGAGCUCUAAACUUCGAGGAAGAGGAUACUAGACGGGAUGGAGAGGACACCACAGGUGGACCAGGAGGUCGAGGACAUGGAGCUGGAAGGAAUAGCUUUUAAGAAAGAAUUUUUUAGUAACAGGACUUAUUUCAUCGUCUAUGGAUUUGUGUUUUGGUCUAUAAAAGUGAGUAAGUCCUCGUAAAGCAAUAGUAAAGAAGCAAGUAGUGGUUGUACUGUAACGACUUCGAUGCCAUCAUUCGGAUCCUACACGUCUCUUCUUCUAUUUUGUUGAACAACUCUAGUUGUAGAACAUCUCUGGUACAACUAGAGGGAAUCUCUAAUCCAGGAACAAAGGUUCAUCCUCCUCAGCACGAGGGGCACAAGGAACUACACCAGCUUCAUCUCGAAGCACAGCUGCCGGAAGUACACCCAGUGGAGGAGGAAGUGCAUCGAGUUCAAGUGGAGCAGGAAGUGCAGGAGGAGGCGCCAGAACUGCGAGAAGUACAGCUUCAAGUGCUCUGCAGCAGUCUUCAAGCUCGAGUCGCGUUCAACAAGGAGGCUCAGCAUCUUUAGGCUGGUCGAGAUGAAAAGAGCGGUAGUGAGUGUGCUAACCUACAUGUUUGAUGAACUUCAUGUUUUCAAGCUUUCGACUAAGAGUCAGGCAACAUAGAACGGACCAAUCUGUUCAUGUUGGACUUUGUCUCUGCAAAAACACAAACAAACGAACCGCGAAUCACGAACGAAGCGAUUGAGAUUCCUCUAAUACCAAGUGGCCAAGGCCAACAUCAACAACAACAAAGUGCUACAUCCUCAGCUUCAGCAGGACGUAGUGCCUUUUUUCCAGAGCAACGGAGUGCCGCGAGAGAUUCAACAGCUCCCUUUCCGAAGGCUCUUCCUACAGGAGGCGGAGUGGAGCGGCCUCAAGUAAAUGCUGCUCCGCGACCUAAACGUAGCGGCGUGCGCAUUCGGAACGCGCCACUUUACGGUAACGCGGCCAUGGAGGUCUCUGAACAGCAACAGGGUCAAUAUCAACACCACUUAUGGUUUGCGAUUGAUACGCGUCACGCUUUUGCACAGGACCGCUCGGUGGUGGGUCUUGAUUUAUCGGAACUCGCUCGCACUACAAAAAACAAAAAGAAUGGGUUAUAGGGUCACAUCAAGGGAAUUGAAUCUACUAGGGCAUAGGGUUUUAGUGAGAUACUGACCAUACUUACCGUGAGCUCUAAUUCAACAGUGGACGAACUCUGCUUAUGUAGGAUACCAGGGAGACUCUACCUCUCUAGAUCCACCACAUCACGUGACGCACCAAAGACGCAACCUGUUAUCCGAUCAGCGGAGACGAAGCCAUCAACAUGGUCUUGCGGGACCUCAAGCUCAAUUGUUAGGGUUUAACACCACCUCCUGUAGUUGUGGUCUAUUUUGAUAGUACUAGUUUACAUAACAUUUACUACAGCUGCCCUUUUCUAAAAGUAAUCCUUUGUCGUGCCUCAGUACUAUGUAUAAGGCUACUAAUAUAAAUAUUUAUAUAUUUGUUUAAAGCUUUCGUUCGUUCUCAGAGAUUUACUUGCAUCGAGUAUACCCAAAAACACUGUGUUUUUCAGACCCUUCGUUCUCAGAUGGUUACUUGGAUUGAUUAGAUCCCAAGAACACUUUAUUUCCUUUUGGGAUUAUUGUCUGUAGAAAUAUCAGGAACGUGGACUAACGCCUCUAAGCCAAUACCAGACGAACCAGACCAAUAUGCAGUUUCUGGGUUCUGUGCAGGUGUCACAUCAAGUGCCCUUUCCUAUCGCACAAGACGUGGCUUCUUCUCACAACUAUCUACUCACGGAUGGGCAACAUCAGCAGCUAUUAAACGGUUUGAUGAAUACUGGCGAUGUGCAACAACCGCUACCGCAUCAACAACCGCAUCAACGAAGCCAUACGUCUUUUCAUGGCAAUCAGAUUAAGGCCUGAUUUCAUAUACCUGGCAAUAAGCUCAUAUUAGAAUAAAACUAUCUCGUCUUGCCAGUGGUAAAAGAUGACCACCGAAGAGGUAUCUAGGACGACGAUGAUGAUGGUGAUGGUGAUGAUCAGGGUAUAAUUGGAUAGCAAUUCGCCUUCGUGACUCAAGCUAGAUGAGCUAGUCGCUAUUCGCUUUCACCCUCUACACUACAAGCCUGGGAGAAGAAGCUCUUCAUGAACAUGACCAUGUACUUCAAGAAUUGUAGUAGGGUUAGCAUUCUUUUUACCGCUAAAAAUCACAACCCUACAAGAAACCAACAACAAUUUUUUCACCCUCUAAAAAUGAUCACAACUACCCGUACUCGUUCUCGGUCAAUGUGCCUCCUGGUGUGUUUCCACUAGCUCAAGAGGACCAAUCUGGUGCCGUUCAACCGAUAAUCUUCUUUACCUCGUAAAGGAUUGAACCGGUGGAGAAGAUUAUCGAUUGAAAGGAGCAAGAAGAGGUGGCAUGACUGGAGCAAGAAGAGGUGCAGCACACCGCAUAUUCUAGGGAUGGAAAGUACUACUACCUUGUAGUUUACCUUUAUAGAGUCUUAGAAAAAAAUCUUCAAUUCGAAUACUCUAUUGAAGAUUUAUUGAUAUUCUAUUUUGAUAAUUACACUUUUAAUGAUCUCUUUAAUUAAAUGAUGGGUGUGUAGACUAUGCGGUUAAUGUGAUGCAAAAAUAGUGAUGUGUGGACCGUGUUUCGCGAAGACUGUGUCUUGAGAAAUCUAGUACGUAUAUCGCCAAAACUUCCAAAGAAGGCAAAAAGAUUGGCAAGGACAAUUUUGGAACCUAGAAGAAGCUUUUAACUAUUGCCUGGAGAAUAUAUGAAACUCAUUGUAUUGGAAAUCGUGUCUGAGAAACGCUAACACAGAGAAGAACUGUAAGUACUCCAUAGGAGAUUGAGAUCUACUACUUCAUGGCUUAAUCCUCGCAAGGCACUCGACGUGAGUGCGAUCACUUACCCACUAGUCAUUCCAGUCUAUGAUUGUUCUCUAUGCCAUCCUCUGCUACGUUGUCUUUUGAAAUCUUUUCCGUUUGCUAUAGAUGGUGGCAAUAAGUAAAUGAGUAUAUUAUAUUUUUUUGAAAAAUCAAUCAUGCCAUGUGUUUGCACCUGAUGAUGAUGAUGAUGAUGAUGUGUGUUUUUGUGUGCAGAAACCUCGAAAGAUCCUCCUAAACCCUGAACGUUUAGAAAAUGACCUUGAUAGUAAGUUUAGAAAAUGACGCAAAAAGACUCUAAAUCUUUCUUUCCAAUUAUUUCCUCUUUGCUCUUCUCAUCAACUUGUCUGAAUAUGUUCCACCAGUCUCGUGUCUCAC